AUGAAGCUCACUUACGCUAUCACCACUCUUGCCCUGGCAACUGGUAUCGUAGCCGAUUGCCCACCUCAGCAGCGCAUUGACCACCUCAAGUUCAUUGUCGAUGCAUUCAAUGCCAAGGGAGCAGCAUCCCUUGAGGGGAUCAACAAUCUGCCACUGGCACCGGAGUGCGAUGCGUUUCUCUUCAUCAAUGGCCUUCCUGGCAUCCAGCCAGGAACAUUCAGCGGAGAUACCGUGAAAGUGUUCGCACAGACCGUGCGUCAAGUCUUUGGCUACGUGGAAGGCAGAUACUCCACUGCCGACAACAGCACCGGUACUCUUGAUGCCAUCGUGACCCUCGGCGCAGCGCAGAACGUCCUGCUCCCCAUCAAGACCCGCAUCGUGGUUCCGGCCGAGUUCAACCCAGACACGUGUCUGAUCACUGAGCUGCCUACAUACAUCACCAUCCCGAUCGAUAUUGCAGGCAACCCGAUCAACCCACCGAUUAUUCCAGCAAUCCCUGGCCUGGACAGGUUGCCAGGAUUGAGCACGAUCAUUGAUAUGCUUCCUCCUGCUAUCAGGAGCUCACUUGGGCUCUAA
This is a messenger RNA of Fulvia fulva, 576 nucleotides long. RefSeq lists its product as uncharacterized. The coding region runs from base 1 to 576 and encodes 191 amino acids. NCBI's taxonomy places the organism in Eukaryota, Fungi, Ascomycota, Dothideomycetes, Mycosphaerellales, Mycosphaerellaceae. The record is from RefSeq and is a predicted model, not a curated record. The transcript is spliced from 3 exons.